AUCUCAACUCAAAGUCUUCUUCAUUUCUCUCUCUCUCUCUCUUCCAUUGUACUUUCUCUCUCUAGGAUUUCUGGCCCCCCGCCCCCCUCUGAAGAAAUUAUACUAUUUGAAGAUGGAGAGAGAUUUCAUGGGAUUGGCUGUGAAGCAGGAAACAUCUGAUGAAACCAUUGAUGCUGUUCCGGUUAAAAGUUUAGCAAUGCAGUGGUCGUUUUCGAACAAGGGUUCGUCUGCCGUACCUCAGCUCUUAUCGUUUCAAGGUGGUCAAGAAGAUAAUAGUAAUAAGCUCAAAACCGGGUUCGAUUCUCUUACGUCAACUGGAUUAGUAACCGUAACUACUAGAGAAUCUUUCGAGUCCGAACACAAAUCCUACACAACGACACAGAAAAACGUUGUUCAUCAGAAGCAAGGUGGAAUUGGUUACACGAUGACGACCAAUCAAAAAAGUCCGACACAUUCGUAUGUUUCUACUUCUGGACAUAAUAAUUUGAUUGGUUCUGUAAGAGCUCCGAUGAAAAAUCCCGUUGCAGCUAUACCUUCAACCAGCCCUGUUGUCGGAACCACUGAUUUGAGAAAUAGUUCCAAAAUAUCGGGUGCUCCUACCCAGUUGACCAUAUUUUUCAACGGCUCCGUUUGUGUGUUCGAUAACAUUUCUCCCGAAAAGGCUCAAGCUAUUAUGUUAUUGGCUGGAAACGGUACUCCUACAACUCCUACUGCAAUACCUUCGCCAACUCCACUUCAAACAAAAGUGACGAGAUCUUCGAUUCUUGACGGGCAUGUCUUAAAUCAGACAUACGGAAAAACACCACAACAUUGCAGCCCUGUUCCUUUAACCUCUAUCACUGUUUCUCACUCUGCUGCUGCAAAGCCUUUGCCAGCUGGCGUUCCCGUUUUUUCUUCGAACAUUGUUGGUCCUUCGAAAGCAGCUAAUUCACUAGGACCCGUUUCCGGAACCUUCCUUUCACAAGACACUGUGCCUCAGUUUCGCAGAAAAUCUCUCGCUCGGUUUUUGGAGAAGCGCAAAGAAAGGGUAAUAAGUGCAUCAUCCCCAUAUGGAGACAAGAAAAGUCUCGAUAACGAAGGAGGAGCCGGAGGUGCCGCCGGCAGACGAAACUUGUCAGCGAACUCCUCCGGCUCUUGUCCGGUGACGGCAAUCAAUUAACGUUGAAGUUGCAGAAUUAAAUUUAAUUGAGACAGGAUAAUUUUCCAUGUUUUAAUUGUCUAGUAGCAGUGAUUUGUAGUCCAAGAAUGUAGUAGAUUUUGUAAUAUGGAUUACUCUGUAUAAAUAUUAAUUAAUUUAUUUUUACAUUGAUUUAAUAGUAUCACCAUUUUCUUCCUUU
This is a messenger RNA of Erythranthe guttata (spotted monkey flower), 1337 nucleotides long. RefSeq names its product protein TIFY 6B. Gene Ontology annotation, cellular component: nucleus. Gene Ontology annotation, biological process: regulation of defense response; regulation of jasmonic acid mediated signaling pathway; response to wounding. The record is from RefSeq and is a predicted model, not a curated record. Lineage: Eukaryota; Viridiplantae; Streptophyta; Magnoliopsida; Lamiales; Phrymaceae.